GAUUUGAUAUUUUGAGAUAAGUUAAGUAAAAAAUACAUAAAUAGUAAGCUAACAGUCGGUAGCACGUUAGCAUUAUCUUAUUUAGCACCAAAAAGACGUGUAAAAAGACAUGAUUACACAUUCUUCAAUGGUACAAUUUUUUUAUUUAUGUAUUUGGUAACCUUGAUUUGAUAUUUUGAGAUAAGUUAAGUAAAAAAAUACAUAAAUAGUAAGCUAACAGUCGGUAGCACGUUAGCAUUAUCUUAUUUAGCACCAAAAAGACGUGUAAAAAGACAUGAUUACACAUUCUUCAAAGGAACAAUUUUUUUAUUUGGUACCCUUGAUUUGACAUUUUGAGAUAAUUUAAGUAAAAAAUACAUAAAUAGUAAGCUAACAGUCGUUAGCAUGUUAGCAUUAUCUUAUUUUGCACCAACUUGGAUGUCGAGCGUUGAUCUAAAACUUUUAAUCAAUGUUUUUGUGUCAGAAAACUGACUAAAUACAUGAUCUGUGGGGUGUUUAAAAGUAAGUUGCUGCAGAGCCACUAUUUUGCUUGUAUUAAUCACAGCUUCUGGUAUGUUUGGUGGCGUUAGGUUAUGUUGCUGCUCUUAGGGCAGGAAAACUGUGCUGUAUUAAUCUGAAUGUCUGAUGUGGUGUUAUGUUAUUGCUCUUAGCUGCCAAAGACAAACUUCUGUAAUUGUUCAUUAACAAAGUACCAAUUAUAGUACGAACUUUUAACACCUGUGUUAAUAUUUGUGAUGUGUUAAUAUAUUGUCAUUAUGUCAACUUAUAGCCCUCUCUUCAAGGGGAAUUUCUUUUGGAGAAAAAUGAAUGUCUUAAAAAUUAUGAAGUCAGAAGGACUACAUAGAGAAUCCAAAAUUGGACAAAUUGGUCCUUAUCCACUUUAUGUGAAAAGUUUUGAAUCACUAAUAGACAACAACAAAGUGUCUGAUGAGGUCAUGGAUGCCUUGUUUCACCUGUUCAGCAUGAGGCAACCUGAUGUUCUGGCUAUUAAUACCCACACCCUGACUGAUAUUCUGGAAGGGAAACCAAGAGCAAGGAGCCGUUACUUUACCAAGAGGAACAUCUUUGAAAACAUAAAGGAGAUCAUCGGUCCCUAUCUGGAGUGUGGGAAUCACUGGACCUUUUUUCACUGCAGUAUUGUUGAUCAUACUAUUACUUACUUAAAUUCACUGGGGGAAGAAGAUGAACAGUACUACAAAUUAGCAGAAAAUUGGAGCAUAUUUGCUGCAUCAAAAGGCUACCGGGGACCGUGGAAAAGAACAAAGAGGAACCAUACCCUUCAGAAUGACACUAUUUCAUGUGGCGUUUUUACAGCAGUGUUUGCUGAGGCUUUUUUAGGUGACACAAGGGGCUAUCUUGCAUGCUCGCCUGUACUGCAGGAGAGAGAACGACUGGGGAUAUUUCUAUUCAGUUCACUUGGGGGAUUUCUGGUGGAAAGUGUUUUGAAGGUUUCGGACUUUAACCAAGCAAAAAGAUACCUGGUUACAUCAGAAGAACUGCAAAGGAGAUGCUCCCUACCAGAAUGCUACUCCGCAAACACAGUAGUGGCCUACCUACGGAAGGCCAAGGGCCAAAAACAGAAAAUUACAGAGAAGUUGGUGGAGUUGGAGGUGACGCCCUCAAAGCGCACAAAGUUAACUUCACAGUGCUCAAAACUUUGUGAAGAUGAAUGCAGCGAUCUGGCUGGUGAUUUAACAUACUUGGCAGCAAAAUUCAUUCCCCAGAAAAAGGUGGCUCAAGCCUUGUUGGAAGAGGGGAAUUUACAUACAGCCAUGGCCAAAACAGAAGAAUGCAGGAAGACAUUGAAAGCUGUACAGAAUGCUUUAGAGUCUAAUUGGGAAACAUAUGAUCUGGCAACACAUGGUCUUGGGCCUGCUGUUAUAAAAGGGACCUUUUCAUUAAUUGAUUCAUGCCUUAAAGAGAAAAUGAGAGCACUAAAAUCAAAAGACUCAACAGAUAAGUAAGGCUUUUUUGCACUUUAUUGUUGAAUUGUUCAAAUGCUUAAAUGUUAAUGUACACAAUCCAGAAGUAUAAUAAAAAUACAAAACAUUA
Misgurnus anguillicaudatus (oriental weatherfish) is the source of this 2052-nucleotide messenger RNA. NCBI's taxonomy places the organism in Eukaryota, Metazoa, Chordata, Actinopteri, Cypriniformes, Cobitidae. The record is from RefSeq and is a predicted model, not a curated record.